Hyphopichia burtonii NRRL Y-1933 is the source of this 1554-nucleotide messenger RNA. It is a transcript of the gene DCW1, whose product is annotated as putative mannan endo-1,6-alpha-mannosidase. The record is from RefSeq and is a predicted model, not a curated record. NCBI's taxonomy places the organism in Eukaryota, Fungi, Ascomycota, Pichiomycetes, Serinales, Debaryomycetaceae. Gene Ontology annotation, biological process: carbohydrate catabolic process; fungal-type cell wall biogenesis; budding cell bud growth. The coding region runs from base 211 to 1554 and encodes 447 amino acids. The transcript has a single exon. Gene Ontology annotation, molecular function: mannan endo-1,6-alpha-mannosidase activity.
UGAUAUUACUUUCUAUUACUUUUCUAAGCUUAGUCGAUAGUUAGACUAGACGUUCGCUUGAAACUCCAGAUCAGAACACGGACCGCGGUAUUCUUACCAUUUUUCCAGAUUCGAAUUGUUAAGCUUGGCCUGAUCUUUUAUCUGGCAGACUUUUAUCCCUGAUUAGAUUUUGAACUCAGCAGGGACAUUUUUUCAUAACAUCGGAUUAGUAUGAAACUUUCCCUUAUACUUUCGUUAUCAACGAUUAUUUCGUUUACACAAGCAGUGUUUUUGGAUACUAAUAAUGUUACUAAUAUCGAGCAAAACACCGCGUUGAUUGCAAAAGGUUUACUUGAUUAUUAUGAAGGAGAAAAAUACGGGGGUACCAUUGGUAUGUUUAGUUGGCCAUAUUAUUGGUGGGAAGCCGGGGGAGCCUGGGGGUCCCUUAUUGAUUACACUUACUAUAUGAAAAAUGAUACUUUAGUGCCUUUGAUUAAACAGGCAUUAGAAUAUCAAGUUGGUGAUGAUUAUAAUUAUAUUCCUUUAAAUCAAUCCACUACCGAAGGGAAUGAUGAUCAAGGUUUCUGGGGGAUUGCCGUGAUGGCUGCAGCAGAAAAGAAUUUCUCGAAUCCUGAAAAUCCGAAAAAGGCAUGGUUAUCAUUAGCUCAAGCAGUUUUCAAUACCAUGACUGCUAGAUGGGAUCAUAAGGAAUGUGAUGGUGGUCUUAGAUGGCAAAUUUUCCAGUGGAACUCGGGUUAUGACUAUAAGAAUUCCGUUUCAAAUGGCUGUUUAUUCAAUAUUGCUGCUCGUUUAGCUCGUUAUACUAGUAAUGAUUCCUACGUUGAAUGGGCAGAAAAAGUUUGGGAUUGGAUGUAUGGAAUUGGACUUCUUUCUGAAGGUGAUUGGUGGUUUGUUUAUGAUGGGGUCAAAGUUGAUAAUAACUGUAGUAAAGUCACCAAAUACCAAUGGUCUUACAAUCAAGGUUUAUUAUUAUCUGGUUGUGCCUUCUUGUACAAUUAUACUGAAGAUGUCUUAUGGUUGAACCGUUCACUCAACUUGUUAAACGGGGCUCAAGUUUUCUUUGCUAAUAACUCCGUCAUGUAUGAAGCUGCCUGUCAAAAUUCAAAUAAUUGUAAUCAAGAUCAACGUUCUUUUAAAGCGUUUUUCUCAAGAUUCUUGGGUUUAACUUCUGUUUUAAUUCCUCAAACCUAUGAUAUCAUCCACUCAUGGUUAGUUGAUUCCGCAAAUGCUGCUGCCUCCUCUUGUUCCGGUGGGCUGGACGGCCAUACCUGUGGUUUGUCCUGGACAAAUGGUUCUUGGGAUGGUUACUAUGGUUUAGGUGAACAAAUGUGCGCUUUGGAGGUUAUGACCAACUUGAGAGUCCGUGAUGUCGAUCCUCCUUACACUGCUAACACCGGUGGUUCUUCUAUUGGUGAUCCUGCUUCCGGUUAUUCUACUACUGCCGUCGAUGCAACUCCUUUAUCGCUAGAUGCUGGUGACCGUGCUGGUGCUGGUAUCAUCACCGCUAUUCUCGGCUCGGCCUUGAUUGGUACCGGUGUCUGGCUUGUGAUAUAA